AUGAAGUUUUUGUUCUUCUCUUCGGCCUUGUCAGUCGCUUCCGGCGUCUUUGCCGCCCCAAACCUCGAGCCUGCCAGCCUUGUCGCACGUGCAAACUGCCCCACGAGACAAGACUGCUUCUGCCACGCGCGAUACGACGUGGGCGUUGUGCCCCCUGCCCAACGUGUGACCGUCGCGAACGAUGUCUCUGGCCAGGACUCUGGCCUGUCGACCACUGAGUGGAGAGGCAAUUCCGGUCCGAACACUUUGGAGACCUGCAUGGUAACUGUAGACCGCGUGUGUGGCGACUGCUCCGCCUGGAAGGUUCUUACACAGAAGUGUCAGUAUGGUUUAGGGGAAUUCUACUGUAUAAAUUCUUUGCAUGGGGCCACUUAA
Messenger RNA from Colletotrichum destructivum, 375 nucleotides. RefSeq lists its product as uncharacterized. The coding region runs from base 1 to 375 and encodes 124 amino acids. The record is from RefSeq and is a predicted model, not a curated record. The transcript is spliced from 2 exons. Lineage: Eukaryota; Fungi; Ascomycota; Sordariomycetes; Glomerellales; Glomerellaceae.